ACCUAUAAGCUCCAGUAUUUACCUUUGUUUUGUUUACAAGGAUGAGACCCAAUAGAGAUGCUUCGAAUUUGGAUUUGAAUUGGAACUAGCGUAAUUAAUUGAUCAUGGUAGAACCGAUGGUGGAUGAAACAUGAACGCCACUAACCUUUAUGUGACCACUUGUCGGCUGGUCAUGCAGGCCGAUCCAGAAAAUCGGGAUAGUUGGACAGAGCUGUACAAGUUGUUGCCUUACCUUCGUCAGUCCCUUUCCUGUACGGUUUGUGGUAAAUUACUUUCUGAGCCAUACACACCUACUGAAACAAGCUGUCAACAUCAUGUCUGUAGAAAGUGUCUUGGUGGAAAGAAGCGCCUAAAGCCCUCUUGUAGUUGGUGUAAAGAUUACAGCAUGUAUGUUGACAAUGUUCAAAUUAAAUUGGUAUUACAGUGCUACAGAAAACUUUGUGAAUACAUUAAGUUCACACCAAUUUAUUGUAAACUGUGCUCCAUAUACAGUAAUGGGGGUCAGUUUAGUCUCACUGACAUGAUAGAAGAAGCAAUAGAUAAUACUAUUAAUAGAUGUGAUGAAACAAACAGUGUGCGUUGUGAACAUGAGAGUGAUAGUAAAGAAAGACUUUCAGUACCUCAAACAAGUGGCGCUAAUACAGUCGUUACACCCAUAAAUACCUCCCAUUCUGUUCCGAAGCAACCAUUGUGGAGACACUCAACGCAAGCUUCUCCGUCACAACAGUCAACACCAACGAUAGGUUUAGGUUUGGUACAUGUUUCCUCUCAACCUGUAAAUUCUACAGCUCCACCAGUUUCAUGUCCGCCAACUUCCUUAAGUUCUGUGAAAGCAGUUCUGUCUACUCCACCACCACCGCCGCCACCACCACCACCACCUGUUAUGCAAACAACUCAUCACUCACCAUUGCAACCAGUUGCUACAACUACUACUACUACAACAACCAUCAGUGGAACAUCUGGAUCAAGUUUUGUACCCGGUACAAUUUUUCCAAGUACAAAUAUAGUUAAGCACAGUGUUGUUAAGGAAGUACCUUACCCUAAACAUAAUUCAUCAGUCAAUAAUGGGUCCUCCAUAUAUUCUGUUAUGUAUGCUGAAGGUGACAGUACAAAAAUAACUAUCAAAAGAAAGCCUCCUGAUAUAGAAAGUUCUAACAAAAGUGUUCCUAUUGUACCAGAAACUAAUUAUUUAAGUCAAGAACUGAUAAAAAAGCCUAAACCUAAACCUAAACCAAAACCAAAGCGUAAAGGAUGCCGAUGUGGUAAUGCAACCCCAACACCUGGAAAACUGACUUGUUGUGGGCAGAGAUGUCCUUGCUAUGUUGAAGCUAAAGCAUGCAUAGAGUGUCGCUGUAGAGGUUGCCGGAACCCUCAUCGGCCUGGUGGGAAAAAAGUACGGCCCGUUAUCCCACAAUUAGCAAACAUCCAGAUUCAUCAGGUUCAACCAGUGCAUGGUCGCAGUACUUCUUCAUCCAUCACUAAUAAUACCACGACCACUAGUUCCAGUAACAUCAUCCCACCUCCCACAUCAACAGUCAUCACGCAUACAACUUUGCCUCAGACUAUCAGAGCAGUGCAAGCCAUGCAUGCUGUGCAAGCUGUGCAUGGUGUCAGUAAUGUACAAGCAGUGGCUGGUGGAAUCCAUCAGCUUAUAAGCCUAGGAGGUGGGAUGGUACAAACUCCACUCUCAUCAGGGCUUGGCAUUAAUCCUGUUGCGAGCCUAGCUGUGAAACCUGUUAGUCUGGCUCUCACAUCUGUGCCAGCACAACUUUUGAUCAAUGAUGACAGAUCAACCUCUAAUAGUACUUCAGAUGACAGUGAUGUAGAUGUGGACAUAUAGCACAGGUAGAGAAUAUUUGGAAGUUAUUUUCAGAAUGUUCACAAUUUGUGUGUAAAGUGAGAACUGGAAAAAUAUUUUUAUGAAUGUUUUUUAAUUAAAUUUGUUAACGUGACAUGAAAAAUUAUUUGUUAAAAAUAAGCAAACAACUGUAUACAAAUAUUAUGGAAUAUUUUAAAAUUUUGCUAUUUUACUGCUAAUCUAUAUUUUUAAUUCUUCACCAUCUCUUACCUGUCAGUAUUUUAUUCUACAUUCCUUACUUUGAGGCAAUUUACAGUUUUAGGAUAUUUCAGUCAGUAUGAUUAAGCCUGUUAUGCUGGGUAUUUUGAGGCUUAUUUUAGUGAAUAUUUCUGAUUUGUAAGACCUACAAUUAUGUUGCAAUUGUAACUUUAAAAAACACAUUAAGUAUACUCUAAUGUAUAAUUACAACUGGUGAGGCCUAAAGUUAUCUGGUUUAAAACUAAAGAAGAAAUGCUUUUAGAGGAACAAUUUAGCCUGAGUUCCAGUGAAAAAAUUGCCCGGUUAUUAUUAUUAUUAUUUUUUUAGAAAACUUGUAUUGGGUAGGUAAUUUUAUAUACAGUAUAUAUGAUACAUUGAUCAGGCAGAAGAAGGUAUGGUGAUACAGAUUAUCUCUCGAGUAUCUCAGGUUUUCUGAAUUCAAUCCUAAACUUAUUUUUUUUUUUCCGUCUCUUCAUGUUUGUGAAUAUAAUAAGAGCAGUUUUAAUCUUCAGUUUAUUUAGUUUGCAAAUACUACUUGUUUCUCAAAUUAUUUUUAUAUUUUAUUUAUGAAGCAGUUUUGUUAAACUAUUAAUUACCAUUGGAGAACCUGUAUUUGAAUAAAUGUUACUUGUGAUUC
This is a messenger RNA of Cherax quadricarinatus, 2693 nucleotides long. RefSeq names its product E3 ubiquitin-protein ligase MSL2-like. Gene Ontology annotation, biological process: protein ubiquitination. NCBI's taxonomy places the organism in Eukaryota, Metazoa, Arthropoda, Malacostraca, Decapoda, Parastacidae. Gene Ontology annotation, cellular component: MSL complex. Gene Ontology annotation, molecular function: ubiquitin protein ligase activity. The record is from RefSeq and is a predicted model, not a curated record.